GUGACGUCAGCGCGCACCAUGACCUCCGCCACUCCGUCCGCAGCAGCAGAACCUCCAUCAGCAAGGAAAGCGCCUGUCAGAAACGACACAAAUAGCAUCUUAUCGGUAGACUGUUCACAUUCAUCAACAGAUAUGGAAGCGGCGUCCUCCUCCCCCAGUCAGUGCAGUUAUGAUGACUACAAGGAGACAGCAGACUGGCUGCUGGAAAACACAAAGCAGCGUCCUAAAGUGGCCAUCAUCUGUGGUUCAGGCCUGGGCGGUCUGGCUGAUCUGCUGGACAACAAGACUGUCUUUCCCUAUAAGGACAUCCCACGUUUCCCCACCAGCACUGUGCCAGGUCAUGCCGGUCAGCUGGUGUUUGGGAAGCUGCAGGGUCGCGAGUGUGUCUGUAUGCAGGGGAGAUUUCACUUCUACGAGGGCUACAACAUACACAUGGUGACGUACCCAGUGCGAGUCUUCUUCCUGCUGGGUGUGGAAACUCUGAUUGUUACAAACGCAGCGGGGGGACUCAAUGGCAGCUACAGUGUGGGAGACAUCAUGCUCAUUAAGGAUCACAUCAACAUGCCUGGUUUUGCAGGGCAGAACCCACUUUGUGGGCACAAUGAUGACAGGUUUGGAGUGCGCUUCCCUUGCAUGUCAGAUGCGUAUGACCAUCAGUUGAUGGCCCUGGCCAAGCAGACAGCAGUGGAGCAGGACUGCGACGGCUUCCUGCAGGAGGGGGUUUAUUGUAUGCUGGCUGGACCGACAUAUGAGACCAUUGCAGAGUGCAGAGUCCUGCAGAUACUGGGGGCUGAUGCUGUGGGCAUGAGCACAGUCCCAGAGGUGGUGGUGGCUCGUCACUGUGGCUUGCGUGUCUUGGGUCUGUCCCUCAUCACCAACAAAGUUGUGACAGAUUACGACAGCAAUGAGAAAGCAAACCACGAAGAGGUGCUGAAGACCACCCAGCGCCGAACCGAGGACCUCCAGAGGCUCGUCAGCCACCUCAUCACCAAGAUCUAGUACUUUCAACUGAAAUCUGUCGGCACAAAAAAAAAAAAAAAAAAAAAAAAAGAUUUCCAACCUCCAAAGUGAUUGGUGACGUGAUAAUCAUAGCUUUGACCAAAAGGUAACAUGUAUGUGCAAAUGGUGAUGGUGGGUUGUACAAGUUGGGUGAAUAGGUUCUUAGUCAAUACUGGGUAAUGUGGUUAACCAGGGGAGGGAGGGAGAUGUUUCUGAAGUUGAGAGCAGACUCUUUUUUAAAAAUGAAUGUCAAUAUGUCACUUACUGUAGAGACAUGCAUAAUAGUUGGACACAUCCCAAGCAUUUGAUCAAUGUUGAAAAGGCUGGUUUGCUAUUGAUUGUUAUCAUAUCAAGACUUUCACAAAUGAGGAAAUGUUAGACUGGAUCUAGUCCCCAUGAGUCACAUACAUGGAGACCUUACAGUCGGAGCUGCUGGCCUAGCCAACAACAACAUGAUGGUGUUGUGGUAUUUAUAAAGUGAAAGCAACAAGGAGCCAGUUAGCCAUUGAGUUAAAAGUUUUAAAAUACGGCAAGGAUUGCUUUUUUUAUUUGGAUUUUGACAUUCUUUGAUUUAGCACUGUCCAGGCCCUUUGGGGCAAGUAGUGGGCUAAUGAUUAGUGAUUCGAAGGUACGCCAUUUUUAACACCUCAAGAGUAACUUAACAUCAGGCAGAAAAGCUUUCACAGGCCUGUUGCACCUGUUGCCACACCCAACAAUGACUGAUGCACUGACACACCCUCGUCAGCAUGACUGCAGCAAGGUGAGAAAUUAAGCCAAUGCAGGCCAGAAAAAAAAAACCAAGAUUUUCAGGAGCUGCUAUUUGCUCUUUAAUAAUAAAUGGCACACAUGAAUCAUUGGAUGUGGAAACCAGGGUAAGGAAAUGCGGGGAGACUUUGUUUCAGAAUGACAAUUAUAAUGGGUGUCUCUGAACUCCUCGAGUGACAUAUUGACUUUUGUUGUGUUUGUUUGAAUCUAAAUUGAGUAUUGCAGUGGCUGAGAAUAUGUCUAAUAAUUAAAGUAUACCAGUCUGUUAUUUAAAAUGACCAUGAUCUCAUAUAUCCCAGAUCAUGGAUCACUAAUUGUACUAGGAACACUGUGGUGGCUACUGUCUCUAUGCUGCAUUAGAGCUGUAGGGUUGUUGAGGCUUGCCCUGUUCUGCCUGCUAGAGUUGGCGUGGCAGCGCACAAAAAGACUGGGACUCCUCUGAUAGCUGAACCUGAAUAUCUGAGUGCAUCUAAACAGUGCGAUGAAUACGAGACAACUUUAUAGUCAGUUUAUGCAACUGACUGUUAAUGGCUACUACUGGACACAUGCAGCCUCUAGAUAUACUGAGAUGAUUGUGUCGUAAUCUUUACGAUCACUGGGUAUCAUCCUGUUGUCGUUGAUGGAGACUCAGCAAAAUGAUUUGUUUUUCACACCUCUUCUUUUAUUGAUUGUCUGUUAUAACGGUUUACACGUUGUUACUGAAAAUGUAUUAACCUUCCAUUACUUAUAUACUUAUAUUUGUUACAUGUACACAUGCUAUAUGUCUUAUAUGCCUUUAGCAAGAGCAAUAUAUAGCAACUACCAUCUAUCAGCUUGAUGUAUUCGGGGGCGCUGUGCACUUAUGGACUGGUCUCCGUGUUAGUGCAGGGCUUAAGAAAACAGCCCAUUAACCAAGCAGGGGUUAUUCAUUUCUUACAAGUGAAUCCACAUAAUAAUAGCUGCUAAUGAGAGAGUAUAGAAUAAUGCUUGUGAUCAAACAGGAUCACUGGGACCAACUGGCAUCUACUGUCCUUUAUUUUGUGAUUGCUUGUUAUUACUGAUGCACAAAUACUUAUUUUAGCUACAAAUCAAAGUAGGUUUAUUUACAUUCUUCUAUGAACAAAUCAGAGCUGUUUAUUUUUGAAGCAGACAAAUUGCUUAUUUUAACUAUUUAAUGUAUUUAUCGAUGGAAAAAAAAGUGAGAAAAUGCCAGUGGCAUGUCAAUCUAAAUCCUCGUCGGUUCUCCGACAAAAAGAAGGAUCUCUGAAGAAAGAAAUCAAGUUUCAGCUGAAUCAGUGUCUGAGAAGCCUGUCCAAUAGUGGAGAGAUCAUAACUUUAGUGAUCUCAUAGAUCAGUUGAUUUGUAUAUAGAAACCUAAUGAAUCCCGAUGAAAAUAUAAUAUAAUCUGAAAGGUUUUUCUGUGGCGGAUUGCAUUUGUAUCCAUUUUAUUUGCACAACUAGAGACCGUAACACUGUAAUAUCAGGGAGGGUUAUAAUACCCGGGCCUGCAGUUUUCAAUUUUCUUUGCGCUGAUCUGGGACCUCCUGCCAGGUUCCCUUGACCGUCUCAUUCAUUAGAGCUCGAAUGGCCGGAAAAGUCCUAGAUCAGCAGUCCACCUCUUAGACCAUUUGUAUCAGGCUAAACAUCAAGAUGCUAAUGCAAGUCUUGAAGGGGAAUUCCACUCUGAACAAAGCCUUCCAUCAUCGAAAUGUAAAAUCUGGAGCUGCUCCAUACACAAUAAACAAACUUAUUUAUACACAGUGAA
Molecule: messenger RNA, 3508 nt
Organism: Seriola dumerili (greater amberjack)
Lineage: Eukaryota; Metazoa; Chordata; Actinopteri; Carangiformes; Carangidae
Gene: pnp6
Product: purine nucleoside phosphorylase-like
Exons: 6
Coding region: 19-999 (326 amino acids)
Biological process (GO): nucleoside metabolic process
Cellular component (GO): cytoplasm
Molecular function (GO): purine-nucleoside phosphorylase activity
Source: RefSeq, a predicted model, not a curated record